AUGAGUGAACGUUUGAGACUAGUGGCGUUCACGGUCGGCACAUCAUUGCUUGUUCAUCUCGGAUUCGGUGUGUUCAACGGAUUUACGCUUGGAUUUGUGGCGUUGACCAUCCUUUAUGGUGCUAUUGGAUAUGGAAUGCUGCAGCUCUAUCUGAAGUACGGUGAUGGAGAGGAUAAAACACACUCUUACCAGUUGGCCUAUCUGCUAGCUGUGGUCUACUCACAGGCAUUCGUAUUUUCACUAUUCACCGUCGAUGCCAAUGGACUCGCUGCGAGUAACUGA
Molecule: messenger RNA, 282 nt
Organism: Anisakis simplex (herring worm)
Lineage: Eukaryota; Metazoa; Nematoda; Chromadorea; Rhabditida; Anisakidae
Source: the annotation of a GenBank genome assembly